GGUCGUUCUGCAUGAAACGUUCUCUGCAGCGCUUACCUUUGAGUGAACGCGCACCAUUUCGGCAUAGAAGACUGGUGACACAAGACAGAUACAUAUUCAUCUAUUUUUUUGUCGUUCUUUUGUCGCGGCAGUGGAUCUGGCGCUGAACUCAGCGGCAGCUUGAAGUCGGCAUGUUCGGGUUCUCUCCGUUUCGGGGGAAGCAAACGGCACCGCCACCUCCCCCGCCCAGGGCAUCGCCGCAGCCGACGACCUCGGCGCCGCACGUCGCAGCACCGCCAUCACCCGUGUACGUGCGUGCCGCUGCUCUCACCUACGUGACGGCGCCGUACCCGAGCGACAGUACCGAGGGCAUCUUCGAGGCCCUGCUGCUUCUGGCAGCCGGCAAGGUCAACGCGAACGGCUCCAGUACGGAGAGCCGGGCCGACGCCGGCGGAUGGCUCGCUCGUGCGUGGCGGCACGUGACUGACUACAGCGCAGCCCAUCUUCUCAAAGCGCGGCAAGAAGACUUCCUUGCCGCCUUUUCGCGUCAACUGGAGCUGAACCCGGCCGAGGAGAGCAACGUCGUGAUGGUCAGCUGCCACUGCUUCAUCGUCAGCAACGGAGAACUCGUUUUCGGGACGCUGUAUGCGACAAACUGUGGUCUUUACUUCUGCGCCGCGGCGGUGCCAGCAGCCGCCAACGCCGGUGCAGAACGCGCUGAAACAGGCCUGGCAUCGAGCGACGCCGAGCCGGCUGCGGAGGGGAUGGAGUUCAUUAAAGAGCGCGUUCUUUUCACUGACAUGGCGUCCUUUUUGCCAUCGAUUUUCCUGGAGCAGAAGGACCGCGCGCCACCCUUCGUGCAGGGCGUCCCCAGCGCCGUGGUCGCGCCAACAGCGCUGCAGGUGUUCACGGUUCGACGGAGCACGGUAAUACAGUUUGUCGGCCUACACGAGGUGGUGGUGAAGCCGCCGCGGAAGGCCGCCGCGGAGAGAGAAAGGGCCGGGGUGGACGCAGCGCAGGACGCACCAUGCACGGACGUCGUGCGGAAAACCGAGCACCUUCUCAUUACCGAGCUGCCCCCAAGCCUAGACACGCUCAAGGUCUGCGCCUUGCUGUGGCGGCUGUGGGCGGAGCGGCUGAACGAGCUUGGCUUGCCGCUGGAACACCCCGCGGCUCGGUACGCCGAACCCCACUGA
This is a messenger RNA of Leptomonas pyrrhocoris, 1175 nucleotides long. RefSeq lists its product as hypothetical. The record is from RefSeq and is a predicted model, not a curated record. Bases 171 to 1175 code for a protein of 334 amino acids. The transcript has a single exon. NCBI's taxonomy places the organism in Eukaryota, Euglenozoa, Kinetoplastea, Trypanosomatida, Trypanosomatidae.